Penicillium argentinense is the source of this 1587-nucleotide messenger RNA. RefSeq lists its product as uncharacterized. The coding region runs from base 1 to 1587 and encodes 528 amino acids. The record is from RefSeq and is a predicted model, not a curated record. Gene Ontology annotation, molecular function: iduronate-2-sulfatase activity. NCBI's taxonomy places the organism in Eukaryota, Fungi, Ascomycota, Eurotiomycetes, Eurotiales, Aspergillaceae. The transcript is spliced from 2 exons.
AUGCAGAAGGUUGGCGACGAUGAACCUCCCCACACAAUCCCGCACCAACCAAGCGGCCUCCCCAAUGAACGGCCCAACGUCGUGAUCUUCAUGCCAGACCAGCUCCGCUACGAUGCCCUACAUUGCACCGGGAUGAACCCAGUCGUACAGACACCACAGAUAGACAAAUUUGCGUCUCGAGGUGUCCGCUUUUCAGAAUGUUAUGUCCAAGCAUCUGUAUGCUCGCAGUCGCGCUGCUCAAUGUUCACGGGGCUCUACCCGCACGUGUCUGGGCAUCGAUCAUUGGAGAACCUCAUCAAGCCCUGGGAGCCGAAUCUCUUUCGCUCAUUAAAGGAUGCUGGGUAUCAUGUUGCGUGCAUGGCGCCGAGAGGAGAUCUGUUUGCUCCAACUGUCACUGAGCUGAGCUUGACUGAGUAUGGGUUUUUGGAGCCGCCCGAGGUCACGAAGAUUAUUGGAAAGAAUGGGAAUGAGCGACCUGAGGAUGAGAUUAGUAUUUGGGAACGACUGUUUUAUAAAGGUCGGAGGGAUGUGAGCAAGGCGGUCGAUUACGAUGAGGCUGCUGUUCGGGGUGCGGAGCAGUGGCUGGAGUGUCCCCCGGAUGACAAGCCCUGGGUGUUAUUUUUGCCUCUGCUGUUUCCUCAUUGUCCUUUCACGGUCGAGGAGCCUUAUUUCUCGAUGUAUAAACGAGAAGAGAUGCCAGCUCCAUCUUCGCAUAAGGAGAAGACAGGCUAUGAGCCAACAUAUAUGCAAAUGAUCCGCGAAAGACACGGCACACACCGUGCAACCCCCGAGAUCUGGGCGGAAGUGGCCUCCACCUACCAUGGCAUGAUAUCACGAUUGGACGACCAGUUCGGCCGCAUCAUGGACAAGAUCGACGCUACGGGGCUGUGGUCCAAGACCAUCACCAUGUUCUUCACGGAUCACGGGGAAUAUCUUGGCGAUCACGGCCUGAUUGAAAAGUGGCCAAGCGGGUUAUCCGAGACCCUGGUUCGGGAGCCCCUGAUCAUCGCUGGGGGUGGCAUCCCUGCCGGCCUCGUGCGCGACAGUAUGACAGAGAUGGUCGACCUGGUGCCAACUAUCCUGCAGCUCUGUGGCAUCGACGAGACCUUUCCUCACAACGGAAUGUCGCUGCUGCCCGCUAUCUUGCAUGAUCAGCCACAUCGGGAGUAUUCCUUCUCGGAAGGAGGGUUCCUGCUUUCGGAAGAACCGCUGCUGGAGAACGCUUCGUUUCCGUAUGAUAUCAAGUCUGGCCUGCAGCACGAAGACACUCGAUUGGUUGGGAAGGCGAUCUCCAUGCGAGACAAGCACUGGACGUAUAUCUACCGGUUGUACGAACCGGCGGAGUUGUAUGACCGCCACGCCGACCCCAAGGAACUGCACAACCUUGCGGCCGAUCCGCAGUAUGUGCACCAGGCUCGGCUUAUGGAGAGUCGCAUGUUCCGCUGGAUGGUUGAGACGAGUGAUUUCCUGCCGUAUACUAAGGAUGGACGAUUCCCUAAGGUAGAUUUGCCGGAUCCCAAGACGUUGCUGGAUGAGCGGAAGGAAAGGCGUCGGAACGGAGACAGCGAUGGAUUGUUGAGUGCAUAG